Messenger RNA from Mus pahari (shrew mouse), 2193 nucleotides. RefSeq names its product poly(A) binding protein cytoplasmic 1 like (gene Pabpc1l). The transcript has 14 exons. Gene Ontology annotation, molecular function: RNA binding. The coding region runs from base 251 to 2077 and encodes 608 amino acids. Gene Ontology annotation, cellular component: ribonucleoprotein complex. NCBI's taxonomy places the organism in Eukaryota, Metazoa, Chordata, Mammalia, Rodentia, Muridae. The record is from RefSeq and is a predicted model, not a curated record.
AGACCUCUGGCCUUCCUCCUAGGCAAGGCAAGAGAUGCCAGCCACCUGCGCCUUUCUCAGCCUGAGGACUCCCAGGUGGGUGGGGCUGGGCACCCGGAUUGGCUUGCAAGCGUGGUAAAGGCAAGGGGCUAGCGCAGGCAAACAAGAGGACUGGCAGAGCCCUGCUACAAGCCACCACCACGCUUGCCAGGCCCCGGCACCCUGUGAGCUGGGGCCACUUGCUGACCCGAUUCUGGGUGCCCUGCACAUCAUGGACACCGGUGGCCAUAGCUGCUCCCUCUCCUCACUCUAUGUGGGCGAUCUACACCCCGACGUGACUGAAUCUAUGCUCUAUGAGAUGUUCUCCCCGAUCGGCAAUAUCCUUUCCAUCCGCGUGUGUCGGGAUGUGGCCACCCGGCGCUCUCUGGGCUAUGCCUACAUCAAUUUCCAGCAGCCUGCUGACGCGGAACGGGCACUGGACACAAUGAACUUUGAAGUGAUCAAAGGCCAGCCCAUCCGAAUCAUGUGGUCCCACCGAGACCCAGGCCUUCGGAAGUCUGGUAUGGGCAACAUCUUUAUCAAAAACUUGGAGAAUUCCAUUGACAACAAGGCUCUGUAUGACACCUUCUCUACCUUUGGAAGCAUUCUCUCUUCUAAGGUAGUAUACAAUGAACAUGGAUCACGGGGUUUCGGCUUUGUGCAUUUUGAGACCCACGAGGCUGCCCAGAAGGCCAUCAACACCAUGAAUGGGAUGUUGCUGAAUGACCGGAAAGUCUUUGUAGGCCAUUUCAAGUCUCGACAGAAGCGGGAAGCAGAGCUGGGAGCUCGGGCCCUAGGGUUCACCAACAUCUAUGUGAAGAACCUGCACGUGAACGUGGAUGAGCAGAGACUCCAGGACCUCUUCUCCCAGUUCGGAAAUAUGCAGAGUGUAAAGGUGAUGAGAGACAGCAAUGGGCAGUCCCGGGGCUUUGGCUUCGUCAACUUUGAGAAGCAUGAGGAAGCCCAGAAGGCCGUGGACCACAUGAACGGGAAGGAGGUGAGCGGGCAGCUGCUGUAUGUGGGUCGGGCCCAGAAGCGGGCAGAACGGCAGAGCGAGCUGAAGCGCAGGUUUGAACAAAUGAAGCAGGAGAGGCAGAGCCGCUACCAGGGUGUGAACCUUUAUGUGAAGAACCUGGAUGACUCCAUUAACGAUGAGAGGCUGAAGGAAGUUUUCUCUACCUAUGGAGUGAUCACCAGCGCUAAGGUGAUGACAGAAAGUAGCCAUAGCAAGGGCUUUGGCUUUGUAUGCUUUUCCUCUCCAGAAGAGGCAACGAAGGCCGUGACAGAGAUGAACGGGCGCAUCGUGGGCACGAAACCACUGUAUGUGGCCCUGGCACAGCGCAAGGAGGAGCGGAAGGCCAUCUUGACCAACCAGUAUAGGCGACGCCCCUCUCACCCUGUCUUGAGCUCCUUCCAGCAGCCUACCAGCUACCUGCUCCCUGCUGUACCCCAGUCUACAGCCCAAGCUGUGUACUACAGUUCUGGCUCCAUAGCUCCAAUGCAACCUGACCCCAGGUGGACGGCCCAGCCACAUGGACCUCCAUCUACCUGCCCUCCAGCUGCCUCCAUGGUCCAGCCUCUAAGCACGACACAGCAUCCCUGUAUCCACCUGAGCGGUGCCAGCCAGGCCUCCAGCCAGGUGCCUCACACGCAGAGAGUAGUCAACAUUGGUACCCAGACUACAGGACCAGGUGGGGAGGGAUCCUCUAUUCCAGGCCAGCUUCUUGUGCCACAUAGAGGAACCUCCUCGGCUGUACAUGGUGCCCAUGGGGUCCAGGAGUCGGCCGUGUAUGUCCCUGGCCAUCAGCCUCUGACUGUAUCCAUGUUGGCCGCUGCACCCCUGCAUGAGCAAAAGCAGAUGAUUGGGGAGCGUCUCUACUCCCUCAUCCAUGAUGCCUGCGCCCCACUGACUGGCAAGAUCACGGGCAUGCUGCUGGAGCUGGACAACCUGGAGCUUCUGUUAUUGCUGGAGUCCCCAGAGUCCCUCCAUGCCAAGAUAGAAGAGGCGGUGGCAGUACUGCAGGCGCAUCGGGAAAUGGAGUCAGCAGACAGGAAGUGAACUCUGUGGGUCCCUGGGGAUGGAAGGACCGGCAGAGCAGCUGAGCUGCUGGCUCUCUGGAGACUCCGUAGAGAACCCAGCAAUCAAAAACUCACUGUGAUGUGUUGGUGGCUUUG